This is a messenger RNA of Closterium sp. Yama58-4, 540 nucleotides long. The record is from the annotation of a GenBank genome assembly. NCBI's taxonomy places the organism in Eukaryota, Viridiplantae, Streptophyta, Zygnematophyceae, Desmidiales, Closteriaceae.
AUGGCGCGUCUUCCUGGUCUCUGCUUGGCUUCCGUGUUUCUCGUUCUUGUAUGCUGUUCGGAGGCGGUUCGCCUCGUACCCAGUUCCCGCUCCACCGUUGCCCAGAACGCCACCACUGGCACUGGCAGCAACACCGCCGACACUGGCAGCAGCACCGCCAACACUGGCAGCAGCACUGGUUACGCUGACAGCGCCACCACCACUGGCGCCAUAGCCAGAGGGAUUAAUAGCAGCAAGCCCACCAGGACCAGACCCAAGGGACUGGUAUAUGUUGUCCCUUUUGCCUUUUUUACUCGACAACUUGUGCCAAAGAAGGUGCAGCCAUUCGAUACCAUUGUGUUUUUGAACGCCGGAUUUUUCAACAGAAAGCGCCUUUAUCGAUAUCCUUCAAAGGAUGCCUUUCUCAACUGUGAACCCGGAAAGAAGCUAUACGAUUUCACUUACUUAGGCCAGGGAUUCCGCUUCAACGUGCCGCACUCUGCUGCCGGAACCACCUUGUAUUUUAGCGCGGACGUUUUCUUUUGUAACGCUUUGACAUGA